GAAGAAUUAGAGGACCAGAAAAUGGAGAGUUCUGGGGCAAAGCUAAGAGAGAAACGAACAGACAAGAACAGGAAGAGAAAGCAAAAGAGCACAACAGAUACUGAACAACCUCCGAAGAAGCGCCGGAUUAGUUUCUCUGAGCAAGAGAAGGAACCGCCCAAAGUGGAAGAAGAAGAAGCUUCGAAAUUCGAACAAGGUUUUCCAUGGCGGAACCUGGGAUUGAUUUUAUCAAUCCAGAACAAAGAUCUCGAUCUUCAAAAGAAGGUGGAGCUAGCUUUCGAUUUUGUGCAAUCAAAAGGCGACGGUGAUGGUCGGGAUUGUGAGACGGUGGAGAUUCCACGUGUGUUGAUUUUUCUUAAUGAUUGGGUUCAGUCUUUAUUAAUUCCCUCAGGAAAGAGAAUUAAGAGUGAUAGGGAGAAAUCUAGUAUUCAAGUUAUUGAGACAUCUUUGGACUUAAGAUGCUGGAAGAUUUUCAAAUUAUGCUUGGAAGAGUCUUUGAAAUUGAAAAUUUCUUUGAUUUUUUCAAGAAACCUUUUGCAGUCUAUUGGCUUUAUAGCUAAAAAUACAUUGUCCCAGCUCAACAACAUAUCUUCUUAUCAGAUAGGGUCAUGUUUCACUGGUGAUGGGUUUGAGUUGCAUAGAACUGUUCUUGAUUGUAUCAUUUUAGUAUUCUCAAGUUAUGGCGGUCUUUCAAAUGAAAAUUUGGAUCUCUGGCUUUCAACUGUUGCUGCAGUGCUGGAGCUUGUUCAUAAAGUUUUUGCCGAGAAUCUUGAUUAUGGCAUUGUGGAUGUAUAUGUCGUGCAGCUCUCGUGCUCGGUAUUUGAGCCGUUUGCAAAGUUCUUGCGGACGCACCCUACUAAGAAAAAUGGAUUUCAUGAUUUUAUUGAUAAACUUCUUGAGCCUCUGUUGCAUCUUUUGGGCAUCUUGCGUCAUCAAACUGACAGAGGUUUUGCUGAUGGGAAGGGAAAUUUAUUGAAACUAGUUGAAGAUGUCUUGUCUCAUGGAUUGUUUCAUCCAGUGCAUAUUGAAGGAUUUUUGAGCUUAAAUAGCACUGAAAAGUAUGUUUCUGAGAAUAAAAAGGACUCCAAAACAGUCAUUAAGAGUUACCACAGACACUUGUUUGCCAAACUGGAAGGGAUUGUGGCUACAAAGAAGGAAUUGGCAACAUGUAGCAUAGGAAAACUGUUUUGUUUGCUUGCCGCUCGAGUUAGGAAUCUGAAAGGAGCUCUAGUGAUGCCCAGAAGCACUAAGGUUUUGGGGAAAACACAUUUAGAAGGUAUUUUUUUGGAUUCAACUUCUAAGACGUUUUCCGAGAGUUGCAACCUUGUAUCAGAGAAGGGUUAUUUAUCAACUUACUUGACUGCAGACAAACGGAAGUCUCUUUUUGAUUUUUUUGUAUUGGCUAUGGAGCCUCUUUUGCUUGAGGUUAAUGGUUACCUUGAACACAAACAAGGAGAGGAACCUGUAUUGUUGGAUGCCCAUUGCACGCUUAAAUCUAUUAACAGUUUGCUGGCUAGCUUUAUGCAUGAAAAGGUAUACUUGAGAACAGAGGACGCUUCGGAAGGAGCUUGCGUUACUUUCUUGAAGAAAGUUUAUGAUAUGAUUAUGUCACUGUCUUCCACUUUAAUCAGGUCCUCUAAGCUUGAUUUGGAUGACAAGAAACAGAUGGAGAUGUUAACUUUAUUAGCGGAGGAGGUAGUUAUUGCCGUUGGUUAUCUUUUGGAAAUCGAAUACAACGUUAUGGGGAAUGAUUUGACGAGCUUAUGGCUUAUGAUGCUUUCUCACUUUACACUUGGGAUUUCUUUGACCAAUGAACCAGAACGGUCUUCAUUAUUUCAUAAGAUAUCAUUCCUUGGUUGCCAAUUGCUUGAUCUUUAUAGUCAACUCCGUCAGGUGAAUAUUGUCGUUUUCUCAUUCUGUGAAGCAAUAAGGCUCUUGAUUUCGCAUGAUGGUGACAUCGAGGUGAAGUAUACUAGAUUCUUAACUCCUUUACAUGGCGAAGCUCAUGCGAAAUCAGUUGGGAUACUAGUAUGUUGUCAAGAGUUUAAAAUUGCUGUUCAGAAAGCUAUUAAAUCAAUACCAGAAGGACAAGCAAGUGCCUGUCUUCAACAGUUGAUUACGGAUAUAUCAGAAUCUUUGAAAUGGAUGGAGGUUAGCAAUGUAGUUGCUGAUGGAAACAAAUUUGGGGAACUGGAUGCUGGAAGUAGGUUUUAUUUGCAAGCUGAGCUCUUGGGAAGAGGGUUGUCCGAAGUGUAUGCAAUGGUGUUGAACUCACUGACUGUUACAACUGGUAAUAGCAUCCUAGUUGGAGCAUCGAUAAAGGACUUGAUAACUCUACUGUGUCCUCACAUGAGUAAUCUAGUUGGAUUACAGCCAGAUGCUGUUAACAAAUUUCUCAUUUCUGUCACGGGAAAAUCUUUUGAAGAUGAGCUGGCUGGAAACAAAAGUGAUUUGCUGAGUUUUAGAUUUUCAACUCAUUGGGUCUUUUUGUUCUUCUUUCAGCUGUACAUGUCCUGUAGAAUCUUAUAUAGGGAAGCAGCUAGUCUUAUGCCUCCGGGUACAUCAAGAAAGAUGUCAGCAGCAAUGGGGGAUUCCUUCACAGGAUUCUCUGGUGGAGAUUUUAUGCAGAAGACUGAUUGGAAAAACGAUGGCUACUUUUCUUCAUUUGUAGAGCCUUCAGCUUCUCUUCUUAUUGUCAUCCAAGCUGUUUCAGACAUCUAUAUUCAGGAUAGUGCUGCAGAUUGUUGUCCUUUGAUAUAUGUAAUGCAUGCCAUGACUCUUCAGAGGCUUGUUGAUUUGAACAGGCAGAUAAAAUCUUUUGAGUAUCUGCUGCAAAAUAAUGAAAAUUUGGUUCAAAUUAGGUUGGUUGAUGAUGCUGACUUGUCAUAUUAUCAUAAAAAGAACAAAAAGCUGAAAAGGCAUAUCUUGAUUCUUAGGCAAGAGGCCGAAGGACUUACUGGUUUCAUGAUGGAGUAUCUACCAUUAGUGUCUAAGAAUCAGCAGCCAAUCUCCGCUUUUGAUCAGACAACUUCUAAGGAAGCAUAUGCUCAUGAAAGUGAUGAAUGGGAUUUUGGCGUUUCUUCUGUGAACAAGAAGUCAUUGGCUACUGCAAUUUGGUGGAUUCUUUGCCAAAAUAUCGAUAUUUGGUCAAUACAUGCGGCUAAAAAGAAAUUAAAGAUGUUUCUCUCUCUUUUGAUCUAUAGUUCCAUUCCCAACGGGGAAAAAAGAAGCUUUGAGCAGGUUGAAAAGCAUCACAACCAUGAAACAAACCAACUGAAUAGGGUCACUAUGCAGCAAAUCUCAUUAGAACUCUUCAAUAACUCCAUUCUGUAUGAACAACAAUUUGUCCGCAGAUACUUUGCCUCGAGGUUCUGCCGUGCAUUGGAGAAAUCUGUGUUACAUUUUGUUAGUAAUUCAUUCGCGAAUGUUGAUUUUAAGUCAUCACCUAACUGGCCAGAGGUUUUAAGUGAUUUAGAGAACUCAGUAGCAAUUGUUUCCAGAAACCAGAAUGGCAUGUAUGAUUGUUUUUCAGCUGCAAAACCAGUUACCUGUUCUUCUGGCAAGCUUCUCACAGAAAAUGACAAGGAGCCAAAGGCCUUAUUGUUAACCAGUAUGGAACUUACAGCUUCUCAGAAUUUGCUGAGUCUUUUGACUUGGAUUCCAAAAGGCUUUUUCAGUUCAAGAUCCUUUUCACUUUUAUUGACAUCGAUUCUCAACCUUGAAAGGCUUGUUAUUGGCUGCUUAUUAGACUGUGAGGGUACUUCAAACUCACAUAAAGGUUACAAGCUCCUCAGAUUGUUCUUAUGUUGCCGGAAAGUCAUGAAAUAUAUAAUUAUGGCUUCUUGUGAGGAGAAGACCGGAGCUAGUCAAACCUCACUUACUCAAAUGUACCCUGGAAAGUCACUUUCAGUUAUGUGGCUUUUCAAGUCACUUUAUGCAGUUGUUGGUAUUCAAGAGUUGCUUUCAAAAGAUAGUGGUACUCAAGUUGAUAAUACCAUCUUUUCCUUAUUGGACCACACGUUAUAUGUAUUCCUAACAUUGAACCAGUAUCAUUUUAACCAUGCUGUUCAAUCCGUUAAAAAUCCUCAGAAUUCGUGCAACGAGCAACAUAAUGCUGGAGUGAACUAUGAACAGAGUGAUUUAACAGGAUCUAAGCGAUGCUUGAGUUCCUGCAGCUAUGUUGAACCCUGGAAUGGUGUCUUUUGUGUUGCUAAGAGUUUGAGGGAACAGAUGCAAAGCUUACUUAUCCCAUUGAAGGAUGUCCUUUGUGAUGAAAAUGUGGGUGUGCUCACCAAUGUUGUGAACCUGAAUAGGUUCUCCUCAGUCAUUUCUUGCUUUAGUGGGUUCUUAUGGGGCUUGGCAUCCGUUAUGAAGCAAACAGACGUGAGAAGUUCUGAUCAUAAAGUAAUAUUAUCAUGGUGGAAAGAAAAAUCUAAUACUGAAAUCAACCUUUGUAUAAAUGUUUUUGAAGAAUUUUCUAGUUUAUUGUUAGGAGUGAUGCUUUUAGGUGAUGCUCAAUGUUUCCAAAAGGCAGACAAGAACAAAUAUCUAGUGGGUGCGGAGCAGGAGGCUGAUAUUUCUUGUGGUAAGCAACAAGGUGGUACUGGAGAUGGAUUGACCUGCUCCGCGUCAUCUGACAGCCACGAUGAUUUUGGAACUGAAGGUGUAGCGAAGAAGGGAAUCCAGUCUGUAGGUUCAAUCUCUGCAGUUGAUUUUCUUACUGCAAUUGAUUCACUUGAUCACCUACCCCUGAACAAGCCUUUCUUGAGGAAUUUGCUUGAAGGUGACUGUCCUGAAGCAGCAUUUCUACUCAGACAGUUAUUAAUUUCUUCUUCAGCUAUUUUGAGGCUUAAUUUGCAUGUCAAAAGUGCUCAUUUGUCAGCAAACUUGACACAAAUGUUUACCGGCAUUUCACAGAUCUUGCUAUCAGAAUUAGUAGACAAGAAUGUCCCACAACCCUUGUCUUUUGUUUGGUUAGAUGGUGUUGUAAAAUAUCUGGAAGAAUUAGGGAAUCAUUUUCCAGUGACUGAUCCCACCUUGUCCAGAAAUCUUUAUGUCAAGAUGGUAGAGCUACAAUUAAGGACUCUAGGAAAAUGUAUAGCUUUGCAAGGAAAAAGAGCUACUCUUGCAUCUCAUGAGACAGAAGCCAGCACCAAAUUGCUUUACGGUCAUUUAGGGCUCUCUCAAGAAUCUCUUCCUUGCAAACCAUGUGGCGUGGAUGAAUUCAAGUCUAGGGUGCGGUUGUCAUUCACAGAGUUUAUAAAAAAACCAUCAGAAUUGCAUCUGUUGUCAGCAGUACAAGCCAUAGAAAGAGCAUUAGUUGGCAUGCGGGAAAGGUCCACAGUGAGUUAUGACAUACAGACAGGAAGUCCAAACGGCGGAAAAGUUUCCUCAAUUGUUGCUGCUGCUCUUGACUGCUUGGAUUUGGUUCUAGAAUUUGUUUCAGGACGCAAGCGUUUGAGUGUCGUUAAAAGACACAUUCAGAGCUUAAUUGCUGGUGUGUUCAACAUAAUUCUACAUUUGCAGAGUCCAUUAAUCUUCUAUGAGAGAUUGAUAGGUGAUUCAAUUCCAGAUCCAGGAGCAGUUAUUCUUAUGUGUGUUGAGGUACUGAUAAGAAUUUCAGGCAAACAUGCUCUAUUCCAAAUGGAGGCUUGGCAUGUAGCACAAUCUUUGCGUAUACCUGGAGCACUUUUCCAGUAUUUCCAUCAGCUUAAACUUUCUAUCACUCCCAAUCCGGUAGCAAGUAUGCAAUCUUGUGGUGUGGAUAGGCGAUUCACAAUUGACCUAUAUGCUGCGUGCUGCCGGUUACUGUAUAAUGUCCUUAAGCAUCACAAGAGUGAAUGCGAGCAGUGUAUUGCUUUAUUGGAAGCUUCUGUUUCUGUUCUUCUUCAUUGUUUGGAGACGAUGGAUUUUGAUUCAAUGGUCAGAAAUAGUUAUUUUUCACUGGAAGUGGAUGAGGGAGUAAAAUGUGCUCAUUGUCUGCGAAGGAUUUAUGAAGAGAUAAAACAUCAUAAAGAUGUCUUGGGCCGGCAUUGUUCUCAGUUCUUGUCUACGUAUAUCUGGGUUUAUUCAGGCUAUGGCCCCCUUAAAACCGGCAUCAAGAGGGAAAUAGAUGGAGCUUUAAGACCGGGUGUCUACGCUUUAAUAGAUGCUUGCUCAGCCGAGGAUCUUCAACAUCUUCAUACUGUAUUUGGAGAGGGACCUUGUAGAAACACAUUGGCAAAUCUGCAGCAUGAUUACAAACUCAAUUUCCAGUAUGAAGGGAAAGUCUAAGACAUUAAUCCCAUUCCUCUGUCGGGUUAUAGUUAAAAUCGUAUGAAUGUGACCGCUAAGGUAACAUGUUAUCUAUGUACAUAAAUUUUUGCGAAGAUAACACGCCCUUGUUCUUCAAGCCGAGUAAGAGAUGGAGAAGCUGUCUGUCGAUGCAUUUGCAAUGCCAUUGACUUUCCAAGCAGCAUAGCAUUUGCAAGGUAGGACUAUUUUCGUUUUGCUACUUUGCAGGAGUCUUUUUUCCCCCGCUUAAAUUAUUUUUCAGUUUUUCUUAUACACAAAUGAACACAUCAGUAAGACUUGCAUAUUGUGUUUGUCAAUGUGUCUUUUGCUGUUGUAUACUUUAUCUUUGAACACACAUGGUCUCCCGGUCGAAGGGCAGGCUUGUAACAAUAUUUUUAUUUCCAAAUUGAUUUUCUUCUCGACUAA
Morus notabilis is the source of this 6699-nucleotide messenger RNA. RefSeq lists its product as uncharacterized. The transcript has 10 exons. The coding region runs from base 22 to 6273 and encodes 2083 amino acids. NCBI's taxonomy places the organism in Eukaryota, Viridiplantae, Streptophyta, Magnoliopsida, Rosales, Moraceae. The record is from RefSeq and is a predicted model, not a curated record. Gene Ontology annotation, biological process: ribosome biogenesis. Gene Ontology annotation, cellular component: nucleolus.